Meloidogyne enterolobii is the source of this 1542-nucleotide messenger RNA. The record is from the annotation of a GenBank genome assembly. NCBI's taxonomy places the organism in Eukaryota, Metazoa, Nematoda, Chromadorea, Rhabditida, Meloidogynidae.
AUGGUCUUGUAUCUGCAGAAAAAUUUAGAAAUUAGAAAAAUGUCUUCUCAACAACAGUGCCAAAAUACUAAUGAUCAACAACAACCACAACAAUUUACUUCUCCUUCCACAACAUCUCCACCUUUUUCAACAGCAACAACAAAUUCUAGUCUGGAGCAGCAAUUACUUCUACUUGCAGUACAGGAGCGUCUAGCCCAGUCAUUUUCAUCUUCAACAAUAUUCCAACAACCAUCAACAACAACAACCACCCCAAACCAACACCACCAACAAUUACCUCCUCCCUCUUUAAGCCCUUCUUCUUCCCUUUCUAUUUGGCAACAAUUAACAACAGCUUUAUGUCAAUUACCCAACGAUGCCCAUUCAAUUUUAAAUGCUGUAGCAAAUAUUAGUCCAAAUUCUUUGGAUACUUUAACUGCUGCUUUAAUUGCACAACAACAACAACAAACAACAACAAAUCCAAUCUCUUCACUUCCUUUAGAAAGUAUUUUGUUGCAAGCUGCUGCAAGUGCUGCUGCUCUUCCUCUUUCUCCUAGCCAUCCAUUAUAUCAACAAGGAAUUUGUUUGUGGUCUCAAUGCAAUCAGAAAUUCGAUUCACUCGAAGCUUUCCUCAUCCACUUAACUCAAUCUCACGUUCAAGACGAAAAUUCUGUUCGUCAAUGUCGAGCCCAAAUCGAGCUUGUAGACAAUUUAGAAAGGAAAUUAACAAACGAACGUUCUCGACUUCAAGCAAUGAUUACACAUUUUCAACAAGUACAGGAAACACAACAACAACAACAAACUUGUUCUUCCCAUUCUUCUCUUUCUUCUUCUACUACUGCAACAACAACAACAAGUAUUUCAACACAACAAACAAAUAGUAAAAGAGAAAAUAAUUUAGAACAAGAAUAUCAACAACAACAACAAAACAUUCUAAAUUCAAUUACUCAACAAAAAAUUUAUGAAGAACAUCUUAAUCAACAACAAUUACUUCAGCAUUUGCCAUCAACAGAAGGAUUACAAUUAAAGGAGAAUCUACUUAAUUCAUUAGAAGAUUCUCAAAAACUUUCUUCAUCACCUCAUCAAUUUACUUCUCAUAAAUUACCUUCCUCCUCCUCUUCAUCAUCAUCUACAUCAAUUCCUCAACAAUCGGCAGCUACAGCCUUAGCAGUACUUUUAGCAUCCUCAAUUAAAGAAGAACAGCAACAACAACCUCCUUUACCUUCACAAACAUCCCAAUCUAAUAAUAACUUUUUUACAUCAACAAAUACUUCAACAACACCUUUUUCAGCACUUUUAAAUGCUGCAGCAGCAAAUAAUAAUUCUGUUAAUAAUACACAACAAAUUCAACAAACUGUGGGUCGGUUAAAAAAUUUUUUGUUGAUUAAUAAUAUUAUUUUUUUGAAUGGGAUAAGGAACUUAGAAAAAAAAGUUUUUUGGUAUUUUAACUUCCACUUUUACAUUCAAAAAUUCUUUGAAUCUGUGUCGAUUAGAGAUCGGUCUGGAUUUGGAUUUUUCCUGGAUCCAGAGUCCAGAUCUAGGAUUUUUGAAAAUAACGAUCUCUAG